CUUUUAUUUAUUUAUUUUGGUUGUGGGCUUGUUUGGUUUUUUACCUUCAAAACUUUCCUUCCCUUUUCUUCUAUCUUUAUCUCAUUCUUUCUUAUUAGAUUUCUUCAUUUCUUCAUUUCUAGGAAACCUCCUUUUGCAGCCUCAAAAUCCCUAAAAAGGCUCACAUCUGCAUCUGAGAGCUGAUAUUAAAAAAAGUGCAUACAGUAAGUAAAAAGUAAUUUAUAUGUUUGUUGUUGUUGUUGUUGUUGUUGUUGUUGUUUGUUGUUGUUAGAUCUUAUCCAUCAAUCGGAAAUAUUAUGGAAACCAAUAGCCUACUGAGCAGCAGUGGUAUGCAACAAAGGAAAUCUAGCAAAAAUGGGAAAAGUAAGAAGAGUAAGCCGGUGAGAGUAGUGUACAUAUCGAACCCAAUGAAGGUGAAGACGAGUGCGGCUGAGUUCAGGGCCUUGGUUCAAGAACUCACCGGCCAAGAUGCUGAAUUUCCAGACCCAUCCAAGUUGAAGUUGCCACCAACUGCAGCAGCAGCAGAAGAAACAGAAGCCGCCGAAGACAACGAGAACGAGCAUGAUCAUCAAGUACUGGAAGUGGGGGAUGUGGUGCAGGAUUCUCCCAAGAUGAUGAUGAUGAGAGAUAUUGAAGUGGUAGCGGACAGCAGCAGCAACGAGCUGCCUGAAAGUUCAGGUAAUUCAACGGCCCUUUACGAACCCAGCUGCAGCAGCUUUGAAGAUGCUUUUAUGCCUCAGAUGUUGGAAUCCAUUUCUGGUGCUUUUCCCGCUGCUCUUUUGUAUCACUUCCCUCAAUAGUCCAUCCCCUUCCUAUAUUGCAUUGUAAAUCCAGUAAGCCCUUUUUUUUUUUUUUUUUUUUAAUUUCUCUAUUAAUUAUUCCUUAUGCUCUUUCUUCGAUAAUAUUGUAUUUGUAUUGUAUUAUAUGUGCAAUUAACCAUGCUUUUUUUUUUUUUUUUUAUGUAAUAAUGGUAAUAAAAUUGUUAAUGUUCGAUCUUAUGAAAAUAGCAAUAUCUGUUUAAUUGUGAAUUAUCUGUUCCGUACUAUAUAUUACAGGUUAAUUUCGAGUACUGGUAAUCCUUUGGUAGCUAGGUUGUGGCCGGUAACUGGUAUGCAUAUGUAAUGAAGGAUCUCUUCUAAUGAAGCUGAAAUAUUUCAUAAAAUAAUUAAUUUUAUUUAGUACAUGGAAA
Ziziphus jujuba (common jujube) is the source of this 1189-nucleotide messenger RNA. RefSeq lists its product as uncharacterized. The transcript has a single exon. The coding region runs from base 297 to 800 and encodes 167 amino acids. The record is from RefSeq and is a predicted model, not a curated record. Lineage: Eukaryota; Viridiplantae; Streptophyta; Magnoliopsida; Rosales; Rhamnaceae.